UUUAGAUCACACACCACUGUGGCUCAUGAGUGAAGCAGUUAGUAGUGAGGAGGAGGAACUAUUAGUGGAAGACCUAAGAGUGACCCACAUAACUGCUUUCAGUCGACCGAUCACUUUCCAAGAGUUAGGUCCAGGAGAGGAAAGGAUGUUGAGGAGGGAAGCCAAGAAGAGGGUGGCAUUACAGAGGUCUAGGGCAGCAGCAGCCAGCAUUGAGGCGGUAAUGGCUACCGCCUCUACCAUGUCACAGGCCUCUUCGUCAAGAAUUAGUGGCCGCAAAGUGGGCGCCUUCGCAGACAUAGGCUCUACACGGAACUUCAUCAAUUGUGCUUGUGUGGAUAGACUGCACUUAGGGGACCAAGUGCAGCGGCUGAGAAGAUUUGUAGCAUCUACGCUAGCCAACAAACAUAGUAUGGUUGUGCAAGACUAUGUCAAGGACGUAGUCUGCACCUUCUCCUAUGGAGGAGGGGAACCGAGACACAAGAUCUCGUUCCUUGUCAGUGAUGAACUGCCAUUCGAUCUGCUACUAGGCAUGUACUAUCUCGAGGUUGCUCAACCUCUAUUCGAUUGGGAUAGGAAGGUGAUGAUCCACAAGUUGCCUAAUGGAAGAACUAUUAGACUGCAGAAGUUCAAAGCUAGCAGUCUAGUGGAGAACUAUGGCUGCAUGUGUGCAUCUUCUUUCUAUAACUAUUAUAAGCAGAAUCGCGAGGAGGGCAUGUACCUAGUCUUUGUCUCUGAGAAAGGGGAGGUCGUAAAACCACCCCCAGAGAUAGAAGCAGUCGUUGCUCAGUAUUCAGACCUCUUUGAGGAUCCCGGUGGAGUGGUGGAAAGGGAGGUUGUCCAUGCGAUAGAAGUCGUCCCGGGUAGCGAAGUACCUAAAGGACGGAUCUAUAGGAUGUCUCCUGCGAAGUUGGAUGGGCUCCGCCGCCAGCUCAAAGAGCUCACAGAAAAGGGAUGGAUUCGACCGAGUACCUCCCCUUAUGGUGCUCCAGUCCUAUUCGUUCCCAAGAAGGGAGGUACCCUAAGGAUGUGCAUUGACUAUAAGGGCCUCAAUGCCAUCACGAUUAAGAAUGUGAAGCCCCUACCCCGCAUUGACGACCUCUUGGAUAGAGUGCAGGGAUGCUGACACUUCACAAAGAUAGAUCUGAAGUUCGUAUACCAUCAAAUUGCCAUUAAACCUAAGGACCAGCACAAAACCGCUUUCCAGACCAAGUACGGUCUGUACGAGUUUGUGGUGAUGCCCUUUGGUCUAUGCAAUGCACCUGGGACAUUCCAGCACGCAAUGAUUUGUGAUGAUGCCCUUUGGUCUAUGCAAUGCACCUGGGACAUUCCAGCAUGCAAUGAAUCGGAUCUUUCAUG
Molecule: messenger RNA, 1356 nt
Organism: Chara braunii
Lineage: Eukaryota; Viridiplantae; Streptophyta; Charophyceae; Charales; Characeae
Source: the annotation of a GenBank genome assembly